This is a messenger RNA of Capsella rubella, 1850 nucleotides long. Its product is annotated as probable acyl-activating enzyme 12, peroxisomal. Bases 35 to 1792 code for a protein of 585 amino acids. Lineage: Eukaryota; Viridiplantae; Streptophyta; Magnoliopsida; Brassicales; Brassicaceae. The transcript has 3 exons. The record is from RefSeq and is a predicted model, not a curated record.
CAAAUAUUUCAAUACACACGAGAGCAAUAAGAAGAUGGUUAAUCUUGUGUUAAGUGAAGCAAACAACGUUCCUCUAACGCCCAUAACAUUCUUGAAGAGAGCUUCCGAGUGUUAUCCUAACCGAACUUCGAUAAUCAACGGACAAACUCGUUUCACUUGGCCUCAGACAUAUGACCGUUGUUGUCGUCUUGCUGCUGCUCUCAUAUCUCUUAACAUUGCUAAGAAUGAUGUGGUAUCAGUUGUGGCACCAAACAUACCGGCCAUGUAUGAGAUGCACUUUGCCGUUCCCAUGGCCGGAGCUGUCCUUAACCCUAUCAACACUCGUCUGGACGCAACAUCCAUUGCCGCUAUCCUUCUCCACGCCAUGACUAAGAUCUUGUUCAUUGACCGCACUUAUGAGCCGUUGGCUCGAGAGAUCCUUCAUCUAUUACCAUGUGACAACUCAAAACAGAACCUGCGGGUCAUCUUUAUUGACGAGUUUAAUUCCCCUAGAAGGCUCUCAGUCGAGGAGUUAGACUAUGAGGGUCUCAUCCAGAGAGGAGAGCCUACGCCCUCGAUGGUCACACGUAUGUUCCGUAUUCAAGACGAAAAUGAUCCGAUCUCCUUGAACUACACGUCAGGUACCACGGCCGACCCAAAAGGUGUGGUGAUUACCCACCGAGGAGCAUAUUUGAGCACAUUAAGCGUGAUUAUUGGUUGGGAAAUGGGAACAUGUCCCGUUUACCUUUGGACUCUCCCUAUGUUUCAUUGCAAUGGAUGGACGUUUACAUGGGCAACGGCCUCGCGCGGGGGCACCAAUGUGUGUAUGAGGAAUGUGACUGCCCCGGAGAUCUAUAAGAACAUAGAAAUGCAUAAUGUGACACAUAUGUGUUGUGCUCCUACGGUUUUCAACAUUCUCCUGCGAGGAAAGAGGCUUGACCUGUCACAUAGGUCCCGGCCGGUCCAUGUGUUGACCGGAGGUUCACCACCCCCCGCUGCUCUUCUUAAGAGAGUUCAGGAGUUGGGUUUUCAAGUGAUGCAUGCCUAUGGACUUACGGAGGCCACUGGCCCAGUUCUCUUUUGUGAGUGGCCAGAUGAGUGGAACAGAUUACCAGAAAAUCAACAAAUGGAGUUAAAAGCAAGGCAAGGGCUAGGCGUCUUAGGCAUAGCUGAAGUUGACGUGAAGAACAAUGAAACUCAAGAGAGUGUUCCACGCGAUGGGAAGACGUUAGGAGAAAUAGUUAUUAGAGGAAGCGUCUUAAUGAAAGGAUAUUUAAAGAAUCCUAAAGCUACAUUUGAAGCGUUUAAACAUGGAUGUUUCAGCACUGGGGACGUAGGAGUGAUUCAUCCGGAGGGAUACAUCGAGAUCAAAGACCGGUCCAAAGACAUAAUCAUCUCGGGUGGCGAAAACAUUAGUAGUGUUGAACUCGAGAAUGUUCUUUAUAAGCACCCAAAAGUGCUUGAGGCUGCCGUCGUUGCCAUGCCUCACCCAGCAUGGGGUGAAACCCCUUGUGCAUUCGUUGUUUUAGAAAAAGGUGAGAAUGAUAAAAAAGGCCAUGAAUAUAAAUUUGUGACCAGAGAGAGAGAUUUGAUAGAGUAUUGUCGUGAGAAUCUGCCACAUUUUAUGUGUCCGAGAAAAGUGGUGUUCUUGGAAGAACUGCCUAAAAACGGGAAUGGCAAGAUUCUUAAGCCUAAACUACGAGACAUCGCUAAAAGUUUGGUAGAUGAGAAGGAUGACGUCACUGCUAGAUCUAAAAUAGUUCAAUCGCGUGAUGACAAACCUUGGAUCGCUCACUUUACGUCUCGACUUUGAGUUCGUGAAUCUACUAAGUAAUGAUAAAAUUAUAUGUAUACAUGGAUGGACGACUAAA